This is a messenger RNA of Gilbertella persicaria, 2918 nucleotides long. Its product is annotated as WD40-repeat-containing domain protein. Bases 30 to 2840 code for a protein of 936 amino acids. Gene Ontology annotation, molecular function: snoRNA binding; protein binding. The record is from RefSeq and is a predicted model, not a curated record. Gene Ontology annotation, cellular component: small-subunit processome; Pwp2p-containing subcomplex of 90S preribosome. Gene Ontology annotation, biological process: maturation of SSU-rRNA. Lineage: Eukaryota; Fungi; Mucoromycota; Mucoromycetes; Mucorales; Choanephoraceae. The transcript is spliced from 4 exons.
GUUUGACGCUUUCUUUUUUUCACAAAAGUAUGGUGAAAGCAUAUCUUCGUUAUGAGCCUCUAGCGUCUUUCGGCGUUAUUGCUUCCACACUUGCCAACAUAUUAUACGACCAUACUGGCAAAAUAGCUAUUGCAUCUGCACUUGAAGAAGUCAUCCUUUGGGAUCUCAAGAAGGGUAUCCAAAUUGGAAAAUGGAGAGAAUAUGGAAACAAGUCUGAAGUAACCAGUAUUGCCAAGAGUCCAAACAACAAAGACUUUGCUGUGGGUUAUGGUGAUGGUACUAUUCGACUUUGGAACAUCCAAUCUUCAACUUCCACUGUCACACUUAGCGGUCAUAGAGCAGCUGUUACUGCUUUAGCCUUUGAUGCAGAUGGUACUCGACUUGCCUCUGGAUCAAAAGAUACAGACCUUAUUGUUUGGGAUAUUGUUUCUGAAUCAGGUCUUUAUCGUCUCAAGGGUCAUAAGGAUCAAAUUACUUGUUUGACUUUCCUUGACCCCAAAAAGGCUGAAGAAGAUACAGAAGUUGGCAUGUCAAGUGAAGGCUAUGUGUUGUCUUCUUCUAAAGAUACAUUGAUUAAAUUAUGGGAUUUGUCAGCUCAGUAUUGUCGUGAAACACUGGUUGGACACCGUAGCGAAGUAUGGUCAUUUGCUGUCUCAAACGAUCAGAAAGUGAUUAUUUCAGGUGGUGCUGAACAACAAUUAAAAGCCUGGAAGAUUGAUUGGAAGAUUCUCGGUUUAUCUUUAGAAGCACUUGGAGAACAACAAAAGGAUGCUAUGCAAGUGGACUCAACUACACCUGCUACGUUGCAGAAGGCCAUCAAUCUUUAUGGUCAAAUCCCACGUCAGUCCCGUGAUCGUAUUGUUACUAUUCACUUCCAUCCUUCUGGCAAAUUUGUGGGUGUUCAAGCCAGUGAUAGAUCAGUAGAAAUUCUUCGAGUGCGCGAUCAUGAACAAAUUCGUAAAAAGAUUCAACGUAGAAAGAAGAGAGCAAGAGAGAAGGGAAAGAAUGAAGCAGAAAUUAGUGAAGAAAUUGAAGCACAAGAUGAAUUCACACUUGAAAGUCUUGUUCGUACACCGGCCAAGGUCCGUAGCUUUGAUUUCGCUCCUGUAGCAGAUGUUGAAAAAGCGGGUGAAAUUCAAUUAGUAGCCUCUUUAAGCAACAAUACUAUUGAAGCCUAUACAGUCCCUAUCUCACAUGAAAAGAAAGUGGAAGAGUCACAAGAACCAUCUCGCCUUUAUUCUAUUGAUGGACCUGGCCAUCGUUCCGAUAUCCGUACAUUAGCAUUAAGCAACGAUGAUGAAUUAUUAGCCUCUGCCUCUAGUAAUUUGCUCAAGGUUUGGAACAUGAAAACAAGAGCAUGUAUUCGAUCCAUUGAAUGUGGAUUUGCUAUCUGUAGUGCAUUUUUGCCUGGCAACAAGCACAUUCUUGUGGGUACAAAGACGGGUGAAUUGGAAUUAUACGAUAUCGGUUCUUCUUCCCUUGUUGAAUCUGUCAAGGCUCACGAUGGACCUGUCUACUCUUUGCAAGUACGUCCUGAUAAGCGAGGUUUUGUCACAGGCAGUGCUGACAAGGAUGUUAAAUUCUGGGACUUUGAUAUGGUUCAAGACAAGAACAGUGCUGCCAAAAGAUUGACAUUUGUUCAUAUGCGUACCCUAAAAAUGUCUGAUGAAGUUCUCUGUGUUCGCUACAGUCCCGAUCAAAACUUACUGGCUGUUUCUUUACUUGACUCUACUGUCAAGGUGUUUUAUCAUGAUACCCUCAAGUUCUUUUUGUCGUUGUAUGGCCACAAAUUGCCUGUCUUAUCCAUGGACAUCUCCUCAGACAAUACGUUGAUUGCUACUUGUUCUGCUGAUAAGAACGUCAAAUUAUGGGGACUUGAUUUCGGUGAUUGUCACAAGUCUUUGUUUGCUCAUCAAGACAGUGUGAUGUCUGUCCAAUUCGUAUGGGGAACUCACUACUUCUUUACAGUCUCAAAAGACAAGACAGUCAAGUAUUGGGAUGGCGAUAAGUUUGAAAACAUCAUGAAGUUAGAAGGCCAUCAUGGUGAAGUCUGGGCAUUGGCUAUUUCCAAGCAUGGCUCCUUUGUUGUGACAGGCUCACAUGAUCGAUCCAUGCGUAUUUGGGAAAAGACAGACGAACAAUUGUUUUUAGAAGAAGAAAGAGAAAAGGAACUAGAAGAGCUGUACGAAAAUACACUUGUCAGUCAAAUGGAGAAGACAGAUGUCAAUGCUGGUGAUAUGGAAAUAGAUUCUGCUGGUAAACAAACCAUGGAAACAUUAAAGGCUGGUGAGCGUUUGAUUGAAGCUAUUGAUAUUGGCGAUGAAGAAAAGAAUGGCUGGCUAGCUUAUGAAAAUGCCAAAGCAAAGGGUUUACCUGGUCAACCACCUCAGCGCCAUGCUAUCUUGAUGGCCAUGGGAGACAUUGAACCUGACAGAUAUGUGUUAGAUACACUCAAGAAGAUCAAAGCAAACGACCUUGAAGAAGCACUCAUGGUAUUACCAUUCUCCAAGGUGAUGUCUUUGUUUGCUUAUAUUGAAAGUUGGGCUAAAAAGAACUGGAGUAUCGUAUUGAUUUCCCGUGUCCUCUUUUCACUUGUCAAGACACACCAUAACCAAAUUGUAGCCAAUAGAAUGAUGCGUCCUAUGCUUGAUUCCAUUAGACAUCAUCUUCGUACUCAAUUACAACGACAAAAGGACAUCAUGGGCUAUAACAGAGCAGCGUUAUCAUACAUUCAACGCGACUAUAAAGCAAGGAACACGUCUGAUUUCCUUGACGAAAAUAUAGACAAUAAGCCAGCAGACGAUGAAAAGAAACGUAAAUUCAUCCAAUUAACCUCCUAAUUUGACAACCAUUUUCUCAUAUUGUAUACACGCUCACACAACCUUCUUUAUAAAUAAAGUAAACUUUUUUUUCUUGCA